Messenger RNA from Diaporthe amygdali, 2391 nucleotides. RefSeq names its product gmc oxidoreductase. The record is from RefSeq and is a predicted model, not a curated record. NCBI's taxonomy places the organism in Eukaryota, Fungi, Ascomycota, Sordariomycetes, Diaporthales, Diaporthaceae. Gene Ontology annotation, molecular function: oxidoreductase activity, acting on CH-OH group of donors; flavin adenine dinucleotide binding. Bases 1 to 2391 code for a protein of 796 amino acids. The transcript has a single exon.
AUGGUUCCACGAACACUCCUGGCCACGGCCGCUAUGGUCGCUGGCGUUCUGGGUCAGCAAUCCACCACAUACACCGAUGCGAGCUCCGGCAUCAAGUUCUCAUACUACGAGAAGACUGGCUGGGGUUUCGGUCUGGCUCUUCCCGAGAACCCUGAGGCCGGCGGCGACUUCAUCGGUAUCCUGCAGUCCAACACCCUCGAUGGCUAUGCUGCUGUCUCCCUGGGUGGACCCAUGGCCAACUCCCUGCUCGUGUGCGCGUGGGCCGAUGGCGACAAGAUGGUUGGCUCGCUGCGCAAGGCUACAGGUUACACCAACCCCAGCCCUGUCACAGACUCCUCCAUGGGAAUGUACGAGAUCUCCACGGGUACCGCCAUCAACUCCACAGGCUGGCAAUACACCUUCCUUUGCAAGGGCUGUAUCACCAACGACACUGCCUCCUUCACCAUCGAUGAGGAGGCCGAUGUCUUCGGUUACGCUCUGUCAAAGACUGCCCUGACCGACACCAGCGACUCUGCCGCAACCCUCAACUACCACGGUGCUGCGUUCGGUGAGUACAGCCACAGCCUGACUGACGCCAAGUCUGCCGACUACGCGACCUGGGCUGCUCUGGCCUCCACGACCGCAAGCGGUUCAACAACUGGCGGUGCGAGCAACUCCACCACAGGCGGCAGCGCUCAGAACGUCACCACAACCACCAGCAACGCCACAUACGACUACAUUGUUGCCGGUGGCGGUGCUGCCGGUCUGGUUGUUUCCCAGCGUCUGGUUGAGUCUGGCGCCUCUGUCCUCCUCCUUGAGCGCGGUGGAGCCUCUACCUACUCGACCGGUGGUGACGCUACCGUCUCCUACAACGAUACCAUCACCCAGUACGAUGUUCCCGCCAUGGCUUACUACCUCAGCACUGCCAGUGACACCUCUGAGUACUGCCUUGAUACCGGCUCCAUGGCCGGCUGCAUUCUCGGUGGUUCCACCAUGAUCAACGCCUUGAUGUUCGUGAAGCCCGCGGCACACGACUUCGACGACAAGUGGCCCACGGGCUGGAAGUGGUCCGACGUCUCAUCGUCCGCUGAUUCCUUCUACGAGCGCUCCCCCGGAUACAUUCUUGAGAACGGCACUGGUGUCGACCAGGGCGCCUGGACUGUCAUGAGCAGCUUCCUCGAGAAGCAGGGCUGGUCGCAGACCAACGCACUCGAGAGCCCCAACGACAAGGAGCAAGUCUUCUCUCACCCUCCCUGGUUGAUUCAAGACGGUCUCCGUGGCGGCCCUAUCCGCUCGUACCUUCCCCUUGCCCAGGCCAAGAACAACUUCAAGCUGUCCCUGAACACCAAGCUAGUCCGUGUCAUCCGCGAGGGCUCCGCUGCCACCGGUGUCGAGGUUGAGCUGUCCAACGGCAACCGCCAGAUCAUCAACCUUACCUCCGGCGGCAAGGUCGUCCUGGCUGGUGGUGCUCUGUCCACUCCCCGUAUGCUCAUCAACUCUGGCAUCGGCCCCAAGGCGCAGAUCCAGACCGUCAAGAGCGGCUCCGUCAAGGUUACCCUGCCCGACGAGGCUGACUGGAUCGAGCUGCCCGUCGGUGAGAACCUGCAGGACCACCCCAUCUUCACCGUCAGCCUCCACGUCAAGGACGGUCUGACUGCUCUGCCGACCACUGCCUUCACUUCCCCCAACGACACUACCGUCACUGAGUUCAACGACAAGUCUGCUGGUCUUCUCGCUCAGGCUGGCCAGCGUAUCAACAUCUGGACCACCGUUGAGUCUGACGACAAGGAGACCUACUACGUCCAGGGCACCAUCAACGCCCCCUCCGCCAACACCGUCAAGGUCAAGGUCUACCUGACGCACGGCAUCACCUCCACCGGUGUCCUCGGCGUCACCUCGUCGGGCGCGACUGAGAUCACCACGCAGCCCUACCUGACCACGACCGGCGACAAGAGCGCCAUCACCAACUUCAUGAACCAGCUCAUCACGAUGGUCAACACGGCCGACUCGCCCUUCACGCUCAACUCGACGGCCGCGGCGCUCAUCGCCGAGGACAACAUGACGACGGGCUCGCACUUCGUCGGCACCGCCCGCAUGGGCGCCACCAACGACGGCAACUCGGUCGUCGACACCAACACCAAGGUCUGGGGCACCGACAACAUCUACGUCGUCGACGCCUCCAUGCACCCCGACCUGCCCACCGGCAACACACAGGCCAUCGUCAUGGUCGCCGCCGAGCACGCCGCCAAGGCCAUCCUCGCCGACACCACCGGCGCCUCCACCUCCACCAACGCCAGCUCCGGCUCGUCCACCUCGACUGGCAGCUCUGCCUCCUCUUCUAGCAGCUCCAGCCCCUCCACCGGCAGCUCUGGCUCCAACUGCAAGAGGAGACGCGCUGCCAGGAAGCUGUAA